Gossypium raimondii (Peruvian cotton) is the source of this 2706-nucleotide messenger RNA. RefSeq names its product glycerophosphodiester phosphodiesterase GDPDL4. Gene Ontology annotation, biological process: lipid metabolic process. The coding region runs from base 155 to 2443 and encodes 762 amino acids. Gene Ontology annotation, molecular function: glycerophosphodiester phosphodiesterase activity. The transcript is spliced from 9 exons. NCBI's taxonomy places the organism in Eukaryota, Viridiplantae, Streptophyta, Magnoliopsida, Malvales, Malvaceae. The record is from RefSeq and is a predicted model, not a curated record.
CAAAAAGCCAGCCUAAAAGUUCAGCAUUUUUCUUUCUCAACAAUCACUUUUCUCUCUCUAAAUCUUGUACGGUUUACGAAGCGAGGAAGUAACCGGCGGCAGAGAUCAGUGGCGGAGCUGAGCUGAGUCUUCAGUGGAAGAUAUAGUUCAGGCAAUGGGAAGCUUGCGUGGCAUUUCGAUUGCCAUUUUUGUAGUUCAAGCUCUGUUAGCUUCAGUAGCUUUGGUUUCAGCUCAAGGAUCUGCUACUCCUUCUCGUUGGCAGACUUUAAGCGGGGAAGCACCAGUUGUCAUAGCUCGUGGUGGAUUUUCAGGAAUAUUUUCAGACUCCAGUUUUGGAGCUUAUAGUUUGGCUUUAGAAACGGGUCCUUCUGAUGUGAUCUUGUGGUGUGAUGUGCAAUUAACAAACGAUGGAGCCGGGAUUUGCUUUCCUGAUCUUAAGCUAGAUAAUAAUUCUAAAAUUGCAACUGUUUUUACAGAUAAGCCGACGACUUACCUUGUUAAUGGGGUCUCUACCAAGGGACUUUUUUCCAUUGAUUAUACUCUCAACGAUCUUGGAAGUGUUUAUUUAAGUCAAGGUAUCUACUCUCGGACGAAUAAGCUUGAUGGAAAUAAUUACCCAAUUAUGACCGUUCAGGAUACCUAUACUCAACUGCAACCACGUGGAUUUUGGUUGAAUAUUCAGCAUGAUGCAUUUUAUGCAGCACACAACUUGAGCAUGAGAAGCUUUGUACUUUCUGUAUCUAGAAAUGCAAAAGUUACUGUUGACUAUAUCUCGUCACCGGAGGUAGCUUUCUUGCGAAACAUUGCUCCAAUUUUCCGAAGAAGUUCAACAAAGGUUGUCUUCCGAUUUCUAGGACCGAAGGAUGUGGAACCUUCGACCAAUCAGACCUAUGAUUCUCUCUUAACAAAUCUCACAUUUAUCAAGACAUUUGCCUCUGGAAUCAUUGUACCAAAGUCUUAUAUAUGGCCUGUAGAUGGAGCUCUUUACUUGCAACCUUCUACCUCUAUUGUCUUGGAUGCUCACAAAGAAGGGCUAGAAGUUUUUGCGUCAGACUUUUAUAAUGAUGUUCCAUUCAGCUUCAAUUACUCAUAUGACCCAGUAGCUGAGUACCUUCAGUUUGUUGACAAUGGUAAAUUCUCUGUUGAUGGGGUUUUAACCGACUUCCCAAUAACUCCAGCAGCAGCUAUAGAUUGUUUUGCUCACAUAGGAAAAAAUGCUUCAAAACAAGCGGACCUUUUGGUCAUAUCAAAUAAUGGAGCAAGUGGAGACUAUCCUGGUUGUACUGACAUGGCAUAUACAAAAGCUAUUCAAGAUGGUGUAGAUGUUCUUGACUGUCCUGUUCAAAUGACAAAGGAUGGAAUACCUAUUUGCUUGGGCUCUAUAAAUCUUAUACAGAGCACCGACAUUGUCCGAACAGGCUUUAGCAAUCUUACAGAAACUGUGCCAGAGAUUAUGCAGAGCAGUGGAAUAUUUACCUACAACCUGUCAUGGAGUGAUAUUAAAAGUUUGAAACCUGUAAUAUCAAGCCCACAGUCACAGUACAAAUUGUUUCGAAAUCCAAAGUUCCAAAAUGCUGGGAAGUACUUAAAGUUAUCUGAAUUUUUAAGCAUGGCAAACACCACUAGCUCUCUAAAUGGUGUCUUAAUCAGCAUAGAGAAUGCUGCUUACCUUGCAAAGCAGGGAUUUGGUGUGACUGAUGCAGUGCUUAAGGCCUUGAACGAAGCUGGCUACGAUAAACAAACAACUCAAAAAGUUAUGAUACAGUCCAGUAGUAGCUCUGUUUUAAUGAAAUUCAAGGGUAAAACCAACUAUCAGCUUGUCUACAAGAUUGACGAAGAUAUUGGCGGUGCUCAAAGUUCAACAAUUGAUGACAUUAAGAGAUUUGCUAGUGCUGUUGUCAUUAGCAAGGACUCUGUGUUUCCUGAAAAUUCAGCAUUCCUCGCUGGUGCGACAGAUGUUGUAUCAAGGCUACAAGCUGCUAAUCUCUCUGUACUUGUUCAAACCUUCAGUAAUGAGUUUACAUCUCAAGCAUGGGACUUCUUCUCUGAUGCAACUGUUGAGAUCAAUUCCUUCUGUGCGGGAGCCAGCAUUAAUGGUGUCAUUACAGACUUCCCAAAGACAUCUGAUAGAUACCGGAGAAACCGAUGCUUGAAGAGAGGCAACAAGACACCCACUUACAUGAGUCCUGUGCAGCCUGGCAGCCUUUUGUCACUAGUCACAACUGAUUACUUGCCACCAGCUGAAGCUCCAAAACCCUACCUGACUGAGUCAGAUGUUGUCGAGCCUCCUUUGCCUCCCGUUGCCAAAACAACCUCGACUUCUACUCCAUCUGGCACUGUAGCAGCGGCCCCAGCACCAAACGGACAGCCUAAAGUUGCUGCCUCUAUCAUUGUACCACUUAUGGCUGUGCUUCUUGCCAUGUAUUACUGUUUUGAAAUCUGAUAAGAGUCGGCCUUGCUCUCAAUUUUUUAUAAAUCUUAUUGCUUGGAUAUCGAGUAGGUUGAAGGUUUUGCUGCAGGAGUGCAGUGCCCGCGGCAAAGACCAGUUUUUCUUAGUUGUCUCCCCUCCAAACAGCAGUGUUAAUUCCUUUUACCUUAUAAUUUUGUAGGUAUGUUCAUUCUUCUCAUUGUCUUCCUUUUUCUAAAAGCACAAUUCUUGAGAGCUACAUAUCUUUAAUGGAUGCAUUCCCUAUUUGAUUUGUGUAA